UGUGUUAAGUUACACUGGAUUUCCACAAUGGUUGAGCUUUCUUACACACCGCAAACAAGCUAUUUAUAGAAGCUUAAAAAAAAAAGGGACAUAAUUAUAUCACUUUAUUAUACAAGAGAGAAAUGGAGGUUUGGCAUUGAGUUUCAGAGUUUGUUUCCUUUUUAUUCUGUCGAGAAGUAGAUUUAAAGACAUUUUGCAUUUAGUGAUUCUGUUGUUUCCAUUAUUUUUUGCUGAUUAUAUUACAGUCAUUCUGUAAAUGUGUUUAUUUAAUAAGUGCAUUUUGUGACGGAAUUCAAAUAACAGCCCUCAGUGUAUACCUUUACAAUACUUUCUUAUUGAAUACCAGAAAACCAUACUACUUUUUGCAGUUUCAAUAUGUUCCAUACAUAGUCUAUAUCUAAGAGGUACAAUAAAGCCUUGAAUGUAUUUUAUGUUGCUCAACAUUCCUCUAUGUGUAAUGGAUUAUGGAUUGGUCAUAUCUGAAGAGAUAUAUUUAACAGACCUUGAAAUACUCAGCUACAUUUAAACCAGAACGAUGACCUUCGUAAUGACUAUAAAUCCACGAUGGCUGGUCAUGUUUAGCUGUCUGUGCUUUGUGGCAUUAGCAAACAACGAUCGUAGAGACUCUCGGCGUACGUUGUCGAAGGGGUCUCAAAAUUUUAACAGCGAAUCUGAAAUCCCACACAAUGCUAUGCGAAGACAUUCCUCUAGCUACCCACAGCGGACGAGUCAUCACAAGAGCAAGAAGAGCGAGCAUUAUUUAAGUGGCAGACAUAUUCAGAGGGAAGAAGCCUCAAGGGGAAAGUCUUAUUUUUAUAAGAGACAAAUGCCUAAAGCCCAUGGAGAAAUUCUCAAGUCCAAAUUGAAGCUUAAAACCGACAAGGAGAUUUAUCGCCAAGACCCGAGCUCGUUCUCUUACGACGAAAUACAUUCGAACAGUAGAGUCUAUUUGGAUGAAGAGCAGUAUCAGUCUGACCAGGAAUCUGACCAGGAAUCUAAACUAGUUGGUAAAGUAGCUGGUCAAGAGAUCACAGCUGGGGAAAAUGAGAGGGUUCUCCAGUUGUCAUCAAGUACCCAGACCAUCGUGCUGGGAGAGACGGAGACCUUCAGCAUCACGUGCUCCGUCAACUUAGCAGCACUGGCGCGAAGCUCGAAAGGAACCGUGCAGCCGAUGAGCCUCGAGAUCGACAAGCACGAUGGUCAGAACAGAAGACGAUUGGCUGUCUUGUCCGCCAUACAUGGAGCCAUGCCAAUCAGGGACGAGCUGACUUCGAGGGCCAAGAUCACCGGAAGUGUCUCCAAAGACGACGAAACUCCUUGGACAAUGUCUAUCAACUGGUCGGAACCAACGUCUGCUCUUGAAGGAACGUAUAUUUGCAAACUGACCGCUAUUGGACCGCACAUGGCAUUAGCUGACCACGCCUAUACCAAACUGGAAGUUGCUAUUCGAGAUUCCCCAAGGCUUCAGCUUGAAGAGCGACUGGCCGCAGCCGAAGUAAAACUGGACGAAGUUGUGAAAGAAUCUGAGCAAAGGGAAAACACUCUGAGACUGAUGAGACAACUCCUGUUCAACGUUACAAGUCUUCUGGUGGAGUCUGCGAACGACAGCAGGUUAAUGAGACAGAAAAUCAACAAACAGGUGAUGGCCUACAUUGAUCUACGAAAGUAUCUGAUCACGGCUCUAGAAGCAGACGACCGCCUGGCCGAACAAAUAAAUACAACGGAGCUGAGCAUUGCUUCAACUAUGGAAAUACAAGCUCAGGCUAUGAAACAGCUGCAUAAUCAAGAUCGAAUCUUCGCCACCGGGUUGCACGCCCUUGAUCUAAAAAUACACAGUGUUGAGCAGCGUAUCGUCAACGCUAAAGAGAGGAUAAACGAAAGGCUAGACGCACAGAGGGAGGACAUUUCAUCUCUCAGGAAACUCUGGGAUGGCAUUGAAGAACAUCGGAGCCAGUCGGAUAAAGUUCUCAGUGAUUUAGGCAAACAACUUUCCAAUGUGGCUGAAAUGCUUAACAAAACUUCUCAAAAUCUACAGAAUCUGGAGAAAGCUUUAGGGUUAACGGACGGAUCUCUGAGACUCAACAACAACGGCGUGAUGGGGAGAGAAGGCAGGCUGGAGGUGUUUCACAACGGUCAGUGGGGGUCAGUCUGUGACGACAACUUUGACCUUAAUGCUGCCAUCGUCGUCUGCAAGCAGCUUGGUUAUGACACUGACAAGGCGGCAUUUUUCGCAAAUGCCCAUUAUGGUCAAGCAGGGGCGACGACUCCCAUUCACUUGGACGACGUCGUCUGCUAUGGAGAAGAGACGCAGCUGGUCAAGUGUCAACACAGUGCUUGGGGCUUCCACGGCUGCUCUCACGCGGAGGACGUAGGAGUCAAGUGCUAGAGUAAUAUCAGACGUAACUUUCUGGUGACGUGGCCAGGCACUUACUAUGACCUUGACAUUGACGUUUUCAAAAUAUUAAAUUUGUUACGUUUAGAGGUUUUUACCGCCUUUUUUUUCCAAAUUGAUAUAAAAUAGAUUGACAUGAAAUAGAGUGCUUAAUCUGGCUCAUCGAGUUGUCCCAUUUGCCAUAGGUAAUAGUAUUUUAAUUGUUAUGUAAAUACCUCUAUUGCCACAUUAUUCCCUUUGAUGAUUGCAUUAGUUUGUUGAUGUGGUGUUUUGUUGAAACUGUAGAUCUAGAUAAGACUUUAUAAACUUGAGAAAUAUUAUUUAAUACACAAUCAUAGGGCACUGUCCUAAUGUCACAGUUCUAAAACAAAACUACCAUCUUGCUUGCUAAAAGAGUGAGUCCGUUACUGUCAUCUUCCCAUAAUUCCUUAUUUUGUUAAUAUCCCAUCAUUCCCUAGUUCCGUCUAAAAUAGUCUAUUUAUAGUCUUGUCACUUUUCCCCCGUCCUACCCUUAUUCCAAACAUAUAACAAGUUUAAUAAAUAGAAAAAUUGACAUAAACUAGGUCAAGGGGUAGGAGAAAUUUUUGUAUUAUUAGCAUUGCUGAUCUUGUGCUUAGAUUUGUUUGUUUUUGUUAGAUAGAGGAGUUACUGCCCUUGGGGACUCUGCCAUUGCAUUUAGAACCCGGAACUAAAAGAUCAUCUGUCUAUAUUUUUAUGACAAUUGGAUUAUAUUCUAAUUAUCAUGUUGAAUACAUAUUGUUUUAAAUAAUA
Molecule: messenger RNA, 3163 nt
Organism: Biomphalaria glabrata
Lineage: Eukaryota; Metazoa; Mollusca; Gastropoda; Planorbidae
Exons: 9
Coding region: 536-2386 (616 amino acids)
Cellular component (GO): membrane
Source: RefSeq, a predicted model, not a curated record